AGCGGUGUUCGACCGUGAAGUUAAAUGUAGGUUUUUAGUGUGUUUAUGCCUACAUUUCGUGUUGUAAAAUCUAUGCAAGUGUAAGAAUCACUCACUGGCGGAUAGACUUCAAAUUCCAAAUUACAUAGCUAUGUCAACCGAGGGUAAAUUUGGACAGAUUGAGUUUACUGCAGAAGAACAUGAAAGUAUACAAGCAGCACUAAGACAAAGAUUAGGACAAGAAUUUAUUAGUCAGAGAGCCGGAGCUGGAGGCCAAAAGCUUGCAUAUAUAGAAGGAUGGCGUUUAGUGAAUUUAGCCAAUGAGAUGUUUGGAUUCAAUGGCUGGUCUCACUCUGUCACCAAUCAAACUAUUGAUUUUGUGGACCAUUUUAAUGGCAAAUACUAUGUUGGGGUCAGUGCUUUUGUCAAGGUUGUAUUGAAGGAUGGUAUUCACCAUGAAGAUAUUGGGUAUGGUGUCAGUGAAGGAAUGAAAUCUAAAGCAUUGUCACUAGAGAAGGCCAGAAAGGAAGCUGUUACUGAUGGCUUGAAAAGAGCUCUGAAAAGUUUUGGAAAUGCAAUGGGAAAUUGUUUGGGAGAUAAAGACUAUUUAAAGUGUAUUAACAGAGCUGGCAAGAAGCCACCGGAACAGUUUAAUUUAGAUGAAAUGAAGCAUACAAUGUUGGAUCCAACAAUUGAAAAAGCCAGGAGUGCUGGACUUAGAACUGCUGAUAGAAUAAGAAACAAUACUCAGAACAAUGUUUUACAAAAUCUCUCACCAAAUGUGCAGGAGUUGAAGUCAUGUAAUGACACUGAAGAAAAGACAAUUGGCCAUACUGGCAGUGAUAAAAUUACAGCUACAUCAGUAAGACAUUUACAACACAAGUCAAAAAGUUUGUCUUGUGAAAAUGUAGUGAAUAUGAAUAGAAACCAACAAACUUGUGAAAUUAAAUAUGAAAAUACUGGAACUAGUCAUUUAAAGAAGUCUGUGUCUGUUAGUGGAAAUAACAUAUCUUCUGCAACAGAUUUAGCAAAUACUAGAGAAUCAGACCUUUUACCUAAACAUGAAAGAAUUAUGAGACAGAAAAUGAAACAGAUGGAAUUCCAGAAAGGUUUAGUAAAGGAGAGGCAAGAGUCAAGCCCAGAAGAAUUAGGUUUACCUGUUGCAACAUCAACACCUGCCUGUAAUUCUGCCAAAGUUCCAACAUUUCAAUCAAUAAACAGUAAUACAAAUAAUGGUCUUGUGGCAGAGGAUAAUUAUGAUGAAUUGUCCGUUUGGAACCAGUCCAUAGACAUGGAACAAGAUCUAUAUUGUGUCGUCCAAAAUCCUUCACCACAACAGAAUAUCAACUUAAAAUACAAUAUAAAAGAAAAACAUUUACAGAAUCCUGGUAUAUCAAAUGAUAUUAUGAUUGGAAAGAAGAGGAAAAUUGAUCAAUAAUGUAUUGGCAUAAAUUCCUUUUACAAUUAUACUGUGAUUGUUUACUCAUAUUGACAUGACAUUUAAGUAGAUUAUCAAAGUAGAAAUCAUCAUAUUGUACAGUCCCAUGAACUUAACAAGCAUUUAGGAGACAUGAAGUGAAAGUUUUUUUCUAAAACUAUAUGGCAGGAUACCAUAUUACCUUAAAACCGCAUGUGAAUACCUCAACUUACCAACUUCUCUUAUAAACUGUAAUAGUGUCAGUAUUUUUGUUUAUAUUGUUAGCUCACCUGUCACAAAGUGACAGGGUGAGCUUUUGUGAUCGCUUUUCGUCCGGCGUCCGUCCGUCGUCCGUCCGUCCGUCCGUAAACUUUUGCUUUAAAUGACAUCUCCUCAUAAACCACUGAGCCAAUUUCAUCCAAACUUCACAGGAAUGUUCCUUUGGUGGUCACCUUUAAAAAUUGUUCAAAGAAUUUAAUUCCAUGCAGAACUCUGGUUGCCAUGGCAACCAAAAGAAAAAACUUUAAAUAUCUUCUUUUAAAAAACCAUAAGAGCUAGAGCUUAGAUAUUUGGCAUGAAACAUCUUCUAGUGAGUGUCUACCAAGUUUGUUCAAAUAAAAGCCCUGGGGUCAAAAUUGGCCCCGCCCCUGGGGGUCAUUGAUUUUCCCAGUAUAUGCAUAUAGUAAAAACUUAAAAAAUCUUCUUUUAAAGAACCGUAAGAGCUAGAGCUUAGAUAUUUGGCAUGAAACAUCUUCUAGUGAAUGUCUACCAAGUUUGUUCAAAUAAAAGCCCUUGGGUCAAAAUUGGCCCCGACCCAGGGGGUCAUUGAUUUUCCCUAUAUGCAUAUAGUAAAAACUUAAAAAAUCUUCUUUUAAAGAACUCAAAGAGCUAGAGCUUAGAUAUUUGGCAUGAAACAUGUUCUAAUGGGUGUCUACCAAGUAUGUUCAAAUAAAAGCCCUGGGGUCAAAACUGGCCCCGCCCGGGGGGGGGGGGUCAUUUAUUUUCCUUAUAUGUGUAUAGCAAAAACUUAAAAAUCUUCUUUGGAAAAACCCAAAUAGCUAGAGUUUAGAUAUUUGGCAUGAAACAUCUUUAAGUAUAUCUACAAAGUUUGUUAAAAUAAAUGCCAGGGGGUCAAAACUGGCCCUGCCCCAGGGGUGACAUUGUUUUUAACUACUAUAUGUGUAUAGUAAAAACUUUAAAAAUCUUCUUUUAAAAAUGCCAAUGAGCUAGAACUUAGAUGUUUAGCAUGAAACAUCUUCUUAUGGGUGUCUACCAAGUCUGUUCAAAUAAACAAAUAAAAGCCCUUGGGUAAAAAUUGGCCCGGGGGUGGGGGGCCUAUAUACAGGUGAGCGACCUCAUGGCCAUCAUGGCCCUCUUGUUUUUUUUUGUUUCUUUGUUUUUUCAUUCAUUUUUCGGCUACAAGUACAAUGCCAUCAACUAGGUGAGCAUGGUACUAGUAUCUAUGUCAGCACUUAUCAUGAUCCUAUGUCUUUAACAAGCUACUGUGCCCUAGCUGUAAUGUCAAAAUUUUUAAAAUAAUAGAAAUACUACAAUACU
Molecule: messenger RNA, 2953 nt
Organism: Ruditapes philippinarum (Manila clam)
Lineage: Eukaryota; Metazoa; Mollusca; Bivalvia; Venerida; Veneridae
Product: DNA repair protein RAD52 homolog
Exons: 11
Coding region: 131-1417 (428 amino acids)
Biological process (GO): DNA recombinase assembly; double-strand break repair via homologous recombination; mitotic recombination
Cellular component (GO): nucleus
Source: RefSeq, a predicted model, not a curated record